AUGCGUUACUCGUGGUUGAUCGGCGCUGUCUGCGCUGCAGGUGCUCUGGCCAAGCCUGUCGACAAACGGUCUUACGUGACUGAUUGGACCAUCGUCACUGUCACAACGACCAUCACCCUCCCUUAUCAGCCUCCCCCAACCUCAACUCCGGCCUACUCUCCCAUCCAGGCGGUCCAGCUCACUCAGACAGUCGCCAGCGUCGACCCUGCCCCUGCCCCUGCUCCUGUGGAGACUGAGGCUUCAUCCGCCUCCCCUAUCCCGACCCCUGAGGCUGUCAAUACCGCUCCGGUUGGUGUAGUGGAGGAAUUGCCUGGGGCUUCUGCUUGGACGUCGGCUUGGACAUCUGCUUGGACAUCGGCUUGGACAUCUGCUUGGACCUCAUCGGCUCCUGAGGCUGCGCAACCCACCACCCUUGCUACUUCGACCUCUACCACUGCCCCCGCUCCUAGUGCUCCUGCCGCUAGUGGCACCAAUGCUUAUCAGUCUGCCGUCCUGUACAAUCACAAUAUCCACCGUAGCAACCACUCGGCCAGCUCCAUGACCUGGAACACCACCCUCGAGUCCAGCGCCUAUGAGCUUGCCUCGCGAUGUGUCUACCAGCACGACACUGACAUCGGCGGUGGUGGCUAUGGUCAGAACAUCGGAUACGGUGUUUCGGCUGACGAGAUUGGAGUCAUGAUCACCAAUCUGAUGUACAACGACGAGUUCGGCUACUACGAUAAUCUGUACGGUCAGGCCAACCCUGACAUGACUUACUUCGAGAAGUGGGGCCAUUUCUCGCAGAUCGUGUGGAAGGGUUCCGUCUCCGUCGGCUGCGCUACUGUCGUUUGCAAUUCCCUCGGCAACGUGGACUCGAGUCAGCCAUCGCCCUUCACCGUCUGCAACUACUACCCUCCUGGCAACUUUGCGGGUGAAUACGGUGACAACGUCCUCGCUCCGCUUGGACACGCCUACUACUCGGCGUAA
Molecule: messenger RNA, 966 nt
Organism: Aspergillus lentulus
Lineage: Eukaryota; Fungi; Ascomycota; Eurotiomycetes; Eurotiales; Aspergillaceae
Product: fruiting body protein SC14
Cellular component (GO): extracellular region
Source: RefSeq, a predicted model, not a curated record